Messenger RNA from Spinacia oleracea (spinach), 1347 nucleotides. Its product is annotated as anthocyanidin 3-O-glucoside 2'''-O-xylosyltransferase-like. The coding region runs from base 1 to 1347 and encodes 448 amino acids. The transcript has a single exon. Gene Ontology annotation, molecular function: UDP-glucosyltransferase activity. The record is from RefSeq and is a predicted model, not a curated record. NCBI's taxonomy places the organism in Eukaryota, Viridiplantae, Streptophyta, Magnoliopsida, Caryophyllales, Amaranthaceae.
AUGGGUGGAGAGAAAGAGUUGCGGAUAGUGAUGUUCCCAUGGCUUGCCUUUGGACAUUUUAUCCCAUACCUUCACCUUUCAAACAAACUUGCUGAAAAAGGCCACAAAAUCACCUUGUUGCUUCCCAACAAAGCUAGGCUUCAGUUGGAGUCACUUAACCUUCAUCCUUCUCUCAUAACUUUCCAUUCAAUUACUGUCCCACCCCUCGAAACUCUCCCUUAUGGCACUGAAACAACUGCGGAUAUCUCCCUCGACCAACAUGGUGAACUCUCGAUUUCCAUGGACCGCACUCGGCCCGAGGUGGAGUCUUUCCUAUCAACCCAUAAGCCCGACCUCGUCCUCUACGACAUGGCCCAUUGGGUACCCGAGAUUGCUGCUAAGGUCGGGAUUAAGUCAGUUUCAUACAACGUUGUAUGUGCUAUUGCUGUAUCUCAUGUUAGACCUAGCCUCCCUCUUCCAAAAGGAACGGCAGCACAUGUACCCCUGCCAUUGUCGUCUGUCCCUAAGUGGAGUCUUAAUCAGCACGGUUCAUCAACACCAUAUUUUGGGGAAGGGAUAACGUUACUUGAACGGUCUGUAAUCUCCCUCUCGUCUGCGGAUGCAAUAGCCAUCCGCACGUGCAGGGAGAUUGAAGGGGUAUAUUGUGACCGUGUUGCUGCCACAUUCAACAAGCCUGUCCUUGUCACCAGCCACGCCUUGCCUGAUCUUGAACUCGAACUCUCUCCGUUGGAGACUCGCUGGGCCGAGUGGCUAGCUAGGUUCGAGCCAGGGUCAGUGAUCUUUUGCUGCCUUGGUAGUCAGCAUGUCUUAGACGCACCCCAACUGCAAGAGUUGGCCCUGGGGUUGGAAAUGACAGGACUACCCUUCUUGAUGGCUGUAAAACCCCCUGUGGGGUGUACCUCCUUGGAGGAGGUGCUUCCAGAAGGGUUUAAUGAUCGGGUUAGCGGGCGAGGGGUGGUUCACGGUGGGUGGGUGCAGCAGCAGCAGAUAAUGGCGCACCCAUCGUUAGGGUGCUUUGUGACCCUUUGUGGGUCUUCGUCGAUGUGGGAGGGGUUAGUGAGUGAAAGUCAGUUGGUAUUACUCCCACAACUGGCAGACCAAACUCUGUAUGCCAAGUUAAUGGCAGAUGAGCUCAAGGUGGGUGUGAAGGUGGAGAGAGAAGAGAACGGGUGGAUGACGAAGCGAAGUCUAUGUGAAGCUAUCAAGAGUGUGAUGGAUGAAGAUAGUGAUAUAAGUCAUGUAGUUAGGAAAAAUCAUGCUAAAUAUAGAAGUAUGUUGAUUAGCCCUGGCUUUAUUAGUGGCUACAUUGACAACUUCAUCAAGGAUUUACAAGCCCUUGUUCCUUAG